Messenger RNA from Besnoitia besnoiti, 858 nucleotides. RefSeq lists its product as uncharacterized. The transcript has a single exon. Gene Ontology annotation, biological process: mitochondrial electron transport, ubiquinol to cytochrome c. The record is from RefSeq and is a predicted model, not a curated record. The coding region runs from base 1 to 858 and encodes 285 amino acids. NCBI's taxonomy places the organism in Eukaryota, Apicomplexa, Conoidasida, Eucoccidiorida, Sarcocystidae. Gene Ontology annotation, cellular component: membrane. Gene Ontology annotation, molecular function: electron transfer activity.
AUGAGUCUAUUCCGGGCACACCUCGUCUUUUAUCGGUGUGCUCUCAAUCUAAAUUCAUCUUAUAACUUUGGUUUCUUAGUUGCAAUUACCUUUGUACUCCAAAUAAUUACAGGUAUCACUUUAGCGUUCCGAUAUACUUCUGAAGCAUCUUGUGCAUUUGCUAGUGUUCAACAUCUAGUUAGAGAGGUAGCAGCAGGAUGGGAAUUUAGGAUGUUGCAUGCAACAACUGCUUCUUUCGUCUUCUUGUGUAUCUUAAUACACAUGUCUCGAGGUAUGUAUAACUCCAGCUAUAGUUAUUUAACUACUGCUUGGAUGUCUGGUUUAGUUUUAUAUCUACUUACUAUAGCCACUGCUUUCCUCGGUUAUGUACUACCAUGGGGACAGAUGAGUUUCUGGGGUGCUACAGUCAUUACUAAUCUCCUUUCUCCAAUACCAUAUUUAGUACCUUGGUUACUCGGUGGAUACUAUGUAUCUGAUGUAACAUUAAAACGAUUCUUUGUAUUGCACUUUAUAUUACCUUUUGUAGGUUGCAUUCUAAUUGUAUUACACAUCUUCUAUUUACAUUUAAAUGGUUCUAGUAACCCUGCAGGUAUUGAUUCCGCACUUAAAGUAGCCUUCUAUCCUCAUAUGUUAAUGACCGAUGCUAAAUGUCUAUCCUAUCUAAUUGGUUUAAUUUUCUUACAAACGGCUUUUGGUUUGAUUGAAUUAUCGCACCCAGAUAACUCCAUACCAGUGAACCGGUUUGUAACUCCGCUUCAUAUCGUACCUGAAUGGUACUUUUUAGCAUAUUAUGCGGUGUUAAAAGUAAUCCCAUCCAAAACCGGUGGUUUGUUAGUAUUCAUGUCACAACAACGAUGA